GCUUGUAUUUUAUGUAAUCAUUUGUGAAGUACCGCUUAUCGCUGGACUAACAACCGGAUCUAAAUUCGGCUCUAUCGACUUCAUGUUGUAAAGAUUGACUUACGCAUUUGGUUAUCAUUAUCAAUAACACUGGUUGACAUUUUUCUUGAUUGCUUGAAAAAGAGUUACAUUUACGUGUUCUUUCAAAAUAAAUACCAUCUUAAAUUUUUUUAAUGAAAAUUAUUCAACUCAACUGAGUAAAAGUGUCAGUUUUGCCAAGGUAUGAUAGAUUUGGCCUCCCUGAAAACUCUCCAAUCGAAAGUAUUGAACCUAAGUAAAUUUUCUGCCAAUAAAUAAAUUUGUAAAUUUCUGGUGAAAUUUAAAUUUCUGAUGAAUCAUCACUUUUAUUCAAUUCUGUUGAUUUAUUCGUGUUCAGUGAGCCCAAAUUGAUCAUACCUAAACGAAUCUGAACCAAUUCGAAAAUGUAAAGUUGUGUUUCAAGUCUGAUUGAGUUUUUGAAUGCCACUGUACCCCUCGUCCCGCCCGUGUGGAUCAAUCGGACCGCGCACUGGACUCACAAUCCAGAGGUCGCCGGUUCGAAUCCCACGGCGGGCGCUCAAAAAUUCUUUGUGUAAAUAUGGGUAUUCGGCGCCGUCGCUCCGUGCCAUACUUUCAUACACUUAGGAGCCCAGGGCGGCGAAGUCCUUGUAGAUAAAAAGGAAGACACUAGUGGUUGGUACUAGCAAUGGUGGCCGACAGCUAUAAAGUCAACUUCGUUUUUUUUUCUGUACCCCUCGUUCCAAACCAAUCUGCAGCUAUAAAAGCCCCGAACUUCAAUCGCCAGUUCUAGUUCACCUCCAUCAGCAUGAAGCUGCUGAUUCUCGCGGUAUCGGUCCAGCUAGUCGCCCUAAUCCGGGCGGAUAUUCCCGGAACCUUCCUAAACCGCACCACCCAUCGAGCGGCAGAUCCAUCUGCUGCGGCAGCGUCUUCGGACCAGCAGUGCGAUGGCCUGAGCUAUUACACCACCUGCACUCCCGGCAUGUGUGAAAUGGUUCAGGUGUGCCUGGGCGCCUCAACGGAGUAUCGCUACUGCAGCAUGGUGAAUCCCGAUAAGCCGUUUUGCAACAAGGGCGAGUGUUCGGAUGUGCCCGACUUUAGUGGCGGCUGUGAACCUAAUCACUUGUGGUGCACCGGAGAGGGGUGGUUCCCGGAUCCUAACGUAUGCUGGCUGUAUCACUACUGCGAAGAAUUGAACGUAAUGUCCGACGUGGCCAUGUGUCCCGCGGGAUAUGUUUACAACCCGGAAACUAGUAUGUGUAAAAAGAAGCUACCGGACGAAGACUGUAUCCGGAUUGAGUGUGACGCCGAUGAGGUAUUGUCUCCGUACGGUGAGAGUAAACGUUACUUUGGAUUCUGUCAGCUGGAGGGGGCGUUGUCGAUCAACAUUCGGAUGUACCAGUGUCCAAAUGAUACCAAGUUCAACGGCAAAGGAUGUGUGUACGAGUGUACGGCAGUGGGAAGAUUCAGUGUAGAUUCGGAUUCAAGUGUUUUUUAUACUUGUUUUGAGGUUGGAGGUGAAGCAAUGCUAGAAAAGUGUCCUGAAGGUAAAACGUUUGACAAAUCCAAAGGAGUCUGCACAAUUCCUCCACCUUUAUCUUAAACCAUAAUUCCUUUAUUACCUAGAAAAGCUUUCAAACAAAUCAAUAGCCUUGUAAUCUAUCACAUAUCUCAAUAAAUAUCCGCAUAAACCGCAUAA
This is a messenger RNA of Culex pipiens pallens (northern house mosquito), 1735 nucleotides long. RefSeq lists its product as uncharacterized. Gene Ontology annotation, molecular function: chitin binding. Lineage: Eukaryota; Metazoa; Arthropoda; Insecta; Diptera; Culicidae. The record is from RefSeq and is a predicted model, not a curated record. The coding region runs from base 845 to 1639 and encodes 264 amino acids. Gene Ontology annotation, cellular component: extracellular region. The transcript is spliced from 2 exons.